AGAAGGUGUUUUGAGAUCUGCUCGAAUAUUCUAAAUAGAUCCAAUUAGCAGACAAUUCAUAUAAAUAGAUCUAGCAUCAAUAUCAUCUAUCGACAUCAGUAUCAUGAAGUAUUUCAUUGUACUCGGUCUUUUGGCAUUACUAGCCGUUGGCCAGGCUCAAAACGACGAAAAUGAAACUACAACUGUAGAUCCAUCUGAAGACGAAUCGUCCCCUGAUCCACCUCCACCACCACCGCCACCGAAACGUCCAGGACAUGGCAGACCUGGUCAUGGUAGACCGGAGAGACCAGAAUGGUUAAAACCUGGAUUUGGAUUUUUUGAAUCCGGACAUAGAGCUCCAUUGCCAAGGCCUUUGCAGCAACUAAGGAAUGUUUUCACACCUGUUGAUCCCCCCGCGAAAAGUCCCGAAGCAACAAAUGCAGAAGAACGAGUCCCUGUUGCAUUUGUAUUUGGAUCCGGUAAAGUAAAAGGUGAAUCGUUUAACGAUUACAGUAGUGGCCAUAGCUUCGGUGGCAACACUUUUGGUGACACCUAUGGUCAGGGUAUAGUCGUCAGAGACAAAGAAGAAACUACCAGCACUACACCGGGUUAUUACGAAUAUAUUUAUAGAAAAUAGAGAACUUCAACAAGACAAAAACAAAAAUAACAGAAUAAAGAUGUAGAAUAAGAAUUUAAGAAUUAAAUAAAAAUAUUAAAUAUGUUAAAGGGAAAAAUAGGGUCCAAAGUUUGAUCUCUAACAAAAUGAAUAUAUUGAUAGGAAACCGAGGUCAAAGCCUUUAAAAACCAAUUCCCGAGCACCAAUGUUAUAUUUGGGCUAUAUCGCUUAUAGAGUUUUCCUAUGAGAAAUUCCAAAUAACCAGAAAAAAUAAAAAGUUAAAAUGUGGAAUAUAAGAAUGAUUACA
Molecule: messenger RNA, 902 nt
Organism: Musca domestica (house fly)
Lineage: Eukaryota; Metazoa; Arthropoda; Insecta; Diptera; Muscidae
Exons: 2
Coding region: 104-616 (170 amino acids)
Source: RefSeq, a predicted model, not a curated record